Strongyloides ratti is the source of this 1458-nucleotide messenger RNA. RefSeq lists its product as hypothetical. The transcript has 2 exons. The coding region runs from base 1 to 1458 and encodes 485 amino acids. Lineage: Eukaryota; Metazoa; Nematoda; Chromadorea; Rhabditida; Strongyloididae. The record is from RefSeq and is a predicted model, not a curated record.
AUGAAUUGUAUAACCUGCUUAAGAAAUCAACUUCAAGAAAUUAACAGAUAUUCUAUUGAAAAUGAUGACAAUACAACUAAUUUCUCUCAUUAUAUUAAAAAAAAGAUUUUAAAACGUGCACAUAUUAGAAUAAGAACUAAAAAACUUAUUUUAUACAAAAAGAACAUUCGUCAAAAGUAUUGUUUUCUUUUAAAGUUAGCUCGUAAUGGAACUUUAGAAUUAUUAAACAAAUUUUGUCGUCGCUUUAUUAGAACACCAUUUUGUAGAAGAAUUAUAGAAAAAUGGAAGAGAGAAGAAGAUAAAUUUAUGGUUAGUAGGUUAUCAAGUGCUUCAGAAUUAACAAUUAAUUACCCUGAACCAAUUCCAUCUUCUGUUGAUAAUUUUUGUUUAGGAUUACAAAAUUUAUUACUAUUUAACCCAAAACAAUUUGUAUACGAAAUUAAACGGCUUAAUAAAAUUAUUACAAUAACAACACAUCCAGUUAUUAAUUACCAAGCUGAUAUAAGAAAAAUCAAACUUUUGGGAGAAGUUAUUAGAUUAAAAAAUAUAGUAUCAGAUGUUUCACUUGAUGAAUUGUUACAUGCUCUUUUAAAUGUUGACUUAUUUUUUGGUCCAAUUUUUGAUGAUUCAUGUCCUGGAAAUAUGACACUAGAACUUGAACCAAUUCCUGUAUUUGAAUUAGAUUCAAGUGAUAGUCUUACUUGGUUAACUGCUCCAAAUUGUUUAAGUGGAACAUCAUCAAAAGAAACUUUACCAUCAUAUUCUAUGGAAAUCAAAUAUAUUGAAAAAAAUUAUAGUGAUAUUAAUUUUAGAUGUGGGACAAGUGAAAGUAUGAAAUAUGAACGUCCAAUUUGUAGAAGUUUUAAUGAUAUUGUAAAAACUGAAGAUGAUAUUAAUCAUUUAAAUGAAAGUUUACUGGAAGAUGAUGAAGACAUAGGAAGUGAUGGAAUAUUUAUUGAUGCUUUAAUCGAAGAAAAAAAUGAAUAUUAUGAAAGAAGAGAUAUAAGAAUUAUGGAAAUGAUUAUAAGUCUUAGAGAAAGAAUUAUGUAUUCAAAUAGUCUACUUAGUAAAAUUAUUAAUCCAUUAUCUGGUGAUAAAAGGAUAAUAAAAUUAUUUAAAGAAACAUUUUGUGAGGAACAUGAAAUUGAAAUAACUUUUUAUUCUGAAAAACCUGUCACUGAAUGGCAAUUUGGUUUAUUUUUAGAAGAGAAUGGUAUAACUAACUUUAAAUUAACACGUUUUGAAUACUCAUUUUUCUUUAGAACACAUUAUGCUAAUGAUUUAUAUAAAUUAGUUCGUGUGUUUAGUGAAAUGAGAGGAUCAAUUAAAUUACCUUAUAUUAAUUAUGCAAUUGAUUAUCAAAUUACUUUUCCGCAUACUUUAACUUUUGAAGAAACAGAAUUAAAAGAUGAGAUUAUGUUUGCACAAAGAUCUAUUGAUAUGGAAAUGAACUAUUAA